ACCAAAAGUGUUUAUUUUACUGGCAAUAUUAAAACAAUCACAUGAUUUUGAGUAAGUCUUUUGAGAUUGUUUGCAAGUUUUUUCUCUUCUGCAUGUCUGCUUCCUCCCAGCUGGGGGCUGGCUGUUGUAUGGAAAGGCCAGCCACGUCACGGAAAAGCCCUGUCUCUGAUCAGAUGGGCUUAAUAUAAACCAGGUUUGCUGAGAGAGAAUUAAAGAGGCAGCCCCAACGCAGGAGAGGAUUUACUUCGGCAGAGCUGCUCAGUGUGUCACAGCCCACCAAGAGAGAAGGGCACUGGGAGCAAAGGACUGGACUGGCUGCAGGAGCCUGGCACAAGGGUUAAAAAUGACUCUCAACAAUGUCACCAUGCGUCGCACCCACAACAGCAACCUGCACCAGCAGCAGCAGCGAUGGAGCAUCCCUGCUGAUGGAAAGAAUCUGCUGGUCCAGAAAGACUCCAACGAGUACAACCCACAGAAACGAUACACCAUCAGUCCUGAUGAAUAUUACAGAAGGAGCUGGUCCUCAGAGUCAUCCGACUCCGUCAUCUCCUCCGAGUCUGGCAGCAGCUGCUACCGCGUGGUGCUGAUCGGGGAGCACGGCGUGGGCAAGUCCUCGCUGGCCAACAUCUUUGCAGGGGUGCACGACAGCAUUGACAGUGACUGUGAGGUGCUGGGAGAGGACACGUAUGAAAGAACUCUGAUGGUGGAUGGGGAAAGUGCGACUGUUAUACUGCUCGACAUGUGGGAUAACAAGCGUGAGGGAGAAUGGAUUCGAGACCACUGCAUGCAAGUGGGAGACGCCUACUUGAUUGUCUACUCCAUCACAGACCGAGCGAGCUUUGAGAAGGCCUCUGAACUCAGAAUACAGCUCCGCAGGGCACGCCAGAAAGAAGAUAUCCCCAUUAUUCUGGUUGGCAACAAAAGUGACCUCGUCAGGUGCCGUGAAGUUUCAGUGGCAGAGGGGCGAGCCUGUGCCGUCGUGUUCGACUGCAAGUUCAUCGAGACCUCGGCAGCGGUGCAGCACAACGUGAAGGAGCUGUUCGAGGGCAUCGUGCGGCAGGUCCGGCUCCGCAGGGACAGCAAGGAAAAGAACGAGAAGCGCCUGGCGCUGCAGAAGCGGAGAGAGAGCAUCCCCAAGAAAGCCAGGCGCUUCUGGGGCAAAAUAGUUGCCAAGAACAACAAGAACAUGGCCUUCAAACUCAAGUCCAAGUCUUGCCAUGACCUAUCAGUACUUUAAGAACACUGGACUCUGCCAGAGCUUGUGGCAUUUUGUGGACACUAUCUAACUUUGUCAAAGGACAAUCAAUCAAUCUAUAUUAGAUUGGGCUAUCAGUGACUUAGGUUCACAGUUGUGAUUGUGAUGAUAUGUGCUGGCAUAAGAACAGCACAGUGCAUGGAAAUAUCUCUUCCUUUUUUUUUUUCUUUUUCCUUUUUUCUUUUUUUUUUUUUUCUCAGUAGUUUUAAAAGAAAA
Molecule: messenger RNA, 1471 nt
Organism: Catharus ustulatus (Swainson's thrush)
Lineage: Eukaryota; Metazoa; Chordata; Aves; Passeriformes; Turdidae
Gene: GEM
Product: GTP binding protein overexpressed in skeletal muscle
Exons: 5
Coding region: 344-1237 (297 amino acids)
Biological process (GO): negative regulation of high voltage-gated calcium channel activity
Cellular component (GO): plasma membrane
Molecular function (GO): calcium channel regulator activity; GTPase activity; GTP binding
Source: RefSeq, a predicted model, not a curated record